UUAUAUUUCUGGCAUCAGCUUUUCUCAUUAUUCUCUCCCAUCUCUCUCUUUUUGAAGUUCUCUCUCUUUUUGAAGUGUUGUGAGCUUCUUGUGAUGUACAUGGAUGGGGUUUGCAUUCUUGGGUUCGCCAGAGAUCUUUAACCUGUUCUGCGUCCUUCAUUUUCUCUAAUUUUUGCUGUAUUAACUACUCUUAAAAUCUCAAUCUACUAUUUUUUCAUGUUUUCUCUGAAAUUUUUAGUUAAAUAUGUGUUGAUUUAAGGUGGAGUUGAGUUGAGUUGGUACUUUUUCGUUGUUGUUCUUGUCUGGAUACCAAGCUAGCUCUUAUCUGUAACACUGUCGAGUUCUCUACAUCCAAAAACCUAUCUGUAAGCACUCUACUACAAAUUAAUCUUCAAUAAAUUCCAACUCUAUAAUAUCUUUUCUUGAAGAUUUAUCAAUCUGUUUUAAGCUGCAAAACAGGAUCGAGGGUAGGGUCGUGGGUGUUCUGUCAUUCCUCUUCUUAUUUGAUUUUAUUUUAAUUUUUAAAUUCACUUUCAUUAGUUGCAUUUCUUGGGUUUUGUAAGUUAUUUUCAAAAUUUGAUUUUGCUGUCUUGGGUCCCCCCCGCCCAAAAAAAAAAAAAAAGAAAAAGAAAAAAGAAAAAGAAAAAAGAAAACCUUUUUUUUGGAUUUCCUUUUGUUUUCAGAUCAGCUCUUCUAGUUUUAGUUGCACUGUUUUUUCCCCCAUCGCCUUCACUACUAGAUUGAAACUCUUCUCUCUUUGCGGUUCUGUUUCUUGGUUCCUAAUUUAGUCCCAAUUUAUCCAUCUGCAAACAUUGCUGCACAACGUAAACUAGAUAGUAGUUUUUAGACCCAUUUGGAUCUAAUAAAAGCCGUGUAUUGUUCUUCUUUAAUCAAAGUUGAAACUUGGGUCCCCAAUUGUGUUUUAGUAGAGGAUAGUUUUGCUAGCAGAUUCAUACAACACACUAUGGGCUGGUUUUCAAUGGCUGUGGUACUACUUGUACUAGUAUUGUCUUUCUAUUCCUUGGUGCAUUCAGUGAGUGGCAUUGGUGCUAACUGGGGCACACAAGCAACCCACCCACUGCCUCCGGAUACAGUGGUGAGGCUGCUUAGGGAUAAUGGGUUUCAGAAGAUUAAGCUUUUCGAUGCCGAUUAUGAUGCGUUGAGAGCUUUAGGCAAGUCCGGUAUUGAGGUUAUGGUUGGUAUCCCCAACGACAAGCUUACAUCUCUUGCUGGCAGUGUCAAGGCUGCUGAAAAAUGGGUUUCCAAAAAUAUUUCUACUCAUAUCACUACCAAUAACGUCAACAUCAGGUAUGUUGCAGUUGGGAAUGAACCUUUCUUGGCAUCAUACAAUGGGAGCUUUCUCAAAACAACCUUCCCUGCUCUCCAAAAUGUCCAAUCUGCCCUGAUAAAAGCUGGUCUUAGUAAUCAAGUUAAGGUCACAGUACCCCUUAAUGCUGAUGUCUAUGCGAGCUCAAGUGGUGUUCCGUCUGGUGGAGACUUCCGAACUGACAUCCGUGAUCUCAUGCUUGCCAUUGUCAAGUUCCUUAGUGAUAAUGGUGCCCCUUUUACUGUCAACAUCUAUCCUUUCAUAAGCCUCUAUACGGACGCCAACUUCCCAGUUGAGUAUGCCUUCUUCGAUGGGAAUGCAUCACCUAUAAAUGAUGGUGGGACUAAUUAUUACAACAUGUUUGAUGCAAAUCAUGAUACUCUUGUGUGGGCCCUACAGAGGAAUGGGUUUGGAAACUUGCCUAUAAUAGUUGGAGAAAUUGGUUGGCCCACCGAUGGGGACCGAAAUGCUAACAUUGCCUAUGCUGAGCGCUUCAACCAAGGGUUCAUGUCCCAUAUAUCAGGCGGGAAAGGAACUCCAAUGAGACCUGGGCCCAUUGAUGCCUAUUUGUUUAGCUUAAUUGAUGAGGAUGCAAAAAGCAUCCAACCUGGGAAUUUUGAACGACAUUGGGGGAUAUUUACUUAUGAUGGAAGGGCCAAAUAUCCACUUAACCUUGGUACAACAAAUUCCGGAGCUUUAAUUCCAGCAAAAAAUGUGCAAUACCUAGAGAAGAAGUGGUGUGUGAUGAAGCCAGGGGCCAAACUUGAUGAUCCGCAAGUGGCAUUGAGUGUGAGCUACGCUUGUGGACUUGCUGACUGCACAAAGCUUGGUUAUGGGACAUCUUGUGGAACUUUGGAUGCUCGGGGGAACAUUUCGUAUGCAUUUAACAGUUACUACCAAAGGAAUAAUCAGCUUGACGAGGCCUGCAAGUUUGCAGGCCUUGCCAUGGUCACUAAAACAGAUCCAUCAGUUGAUCCUUGCACAUUUGAUAUCAUGAUUGAGCCGUACUAUGGUGGUGCUCAAGGGAGAUUUGGCUGCAUCCGAAGAUCCUUGGGCCUUGUAGCGGCCUCCAUUUUCUUUUUGUGGAUAGUUCUCUGAAUCCAUCCAUGUCGGUCUCUUUUGAUUUGUAGUAGUAGUAGUAGUAGUAGUUGCUUUAGAAACUGAAGAGUAAUUGGAGAAUGGUAUAAUCAGAAUCCAAUUUUGCAAACUAGGCAAGCAUUCACAUUUGCAUUAUUGGAGUAAGAUUGUGAUCAUUGGAGUUCUAAGUUAGAAGUUUGGGGAUGAAAGUUUUGAGCAAGUUGGGAUGGGAUGGAAUUUGGGUUAUGGUUGAUGAUUGGGCUUGGCAGAUGGCAGGUGGUUGAUGGUAGUAAAAAACUAGUCUUGACUUUCUCCCAAAGUGCUGAACAUACGCAGGCAGGCAGGAGGGCAUUCAGGUAAGGAACGUCCGUAGCUAGGUGUAAGACUUGAGGAAUGGCGCAUCAAUCACUAGUUCUUCAUUAUGUCAUUUGUAAAAAUGCCUAAGCAUAUUUGACUUUGAUGAUGAUUUGAUUUGAUUUUUAAUGGACUGGCUUGUGCAUGGCUGCAGAAGUUUUUAAGUGUUGUGAUUCUUGACAGUUGGUGUGGUAGAAUUUUGUUAGAUAUGAGAUUCAGGUACAUGUGGUUGGUGCAAAUAUAAACUUUAACGAAAUAACAUAGGCCUAAAAAUCAACAUAUGCCUAUGCUGUCUACUAAUUUGAGAGAAAUUAAGGUGGCAGUGUAAUCUAA
Messenger RNA from Camellia sinensis, 3091 nucleotides. RefSeq names its product O-Glycosyl hydrolases family 17 protein. The record is from RefSeq and is a predicted model, not a curated record. Gene Ontology annotation, molecular function: hydrolase activity, hydrolyzing O-glycosyl compounds. Gene Ontology annotation, biological process: carbohydrate metabolic process. Lineage: Eukaryota; Viridiplantae; Streptophyta; Magnoliopsida; Ericales; Theaceae.